AUGAUCUACAACGAACAAGAAUCUUGUCCUUUAAACCUUGUGGCUCAGAAGGAGACGUUACCGUUUGAAAAAGAUAAUGACAAAAGCUUGGGAAAGCUGACUUCAGGGAAGAAGUUAACUCUUUCUACUCCUACUGCAACUCUCCAGCUCAGCACAAAUGGAAGGAUUCACCCUUCGUGGUGGAGACCUGACUUGGUCAAGCCAACACAAGCUAAAGAAGACCCAACAACCUCUGACUACCGCAGGAGAAAAACAGAAGGCAAACAAGUUGUAAAUGCUAAUUCUAAACAUGCUUGGCGUCGUAUUGACAAUUCUCGAUCUCAGAACUGGAACCCACCUGCAAAUGCUCGCUACUCAAAUCAUCAUACGACUAGGGAUGACUCUCAGGGCUAUGAUCGACGAAUUGAAUGGAGCACAGCUUCAAUUCCCCGAACACGGGAGAAACUUAUGAGACCUUCAGAGAUUAAGAACCCUUCUUCAGUCCGCGAGAUCCCUCCCUUUAAGGAUUCAGGUCGCAAAAGACGUUAUGAUGACACUCUGGAGAACCAUAAUCACAAGCCAUCCUCAUCAAAAGAAAGAGCUGUGACCCGCAGGAUGAACCAGAACAAAUCUCCAGCUGCAGCAUCAAAAUCUGCUGGUUUAUCCCAUGUCUCGGACUCGCAAUUGACGGUCUCUGAUCCUUUGAUCUCUUCACUACGACUGGACAAGGAGAAGAGUUGGUAUGAUCAAACUGUGGAAGAAGAGGAAAAUCAUGCUCAAGAAGCUCCUUUAGAAGCAAGAUUCUCCAAUGCAAUUCAUAUUGGAGAAUUACCGAGUGCUAAUCCUGAAAAUACAGAAAUUAACGCAUCAGAAAUGGAGAUUAAGAGUGAAGAAACCUGGGAGGAGGAAGAGGAGUUUAUGCAGGAAGAUGUCAACGACACAUAG
This is a messenger RNA of Arabidopsis thaliana (thale cress), 924 nucleotides long. RefSeq lists its product as uncharacterized. The record is from RefSeq and is marked reviewed. Lineage: Eukaryota; Viridiplantae; Streptophyta; Magnoliopsida; Brassicales; Brassicaceae. The transcript has 3 exons. Bases 1 to 924 code for a protein of 307 amino acids.